This is a messenger RNA of Loa loa (African eye worm), 1537 nucleotides long. RefSeq lists its product as hypothetical. The coding region runs from base 63 to 1166 and encodes 367 amino acids. Gene Ontology annotation, molecular function: SNARE binding. The record is from RefSeq and is a predicted model, not a curated record. NCBI's taxonomy places the organism in Eukaryota, Metazoa, Nematoda, Chromadorea, Rhabditida, Onchocercidae. Gene Ontology annotation, biological process: SNARE complex assembly. Gene Ontology annotation, cellular component: endosome; lytic vacuole. The transcript is spliced from 8 exons.
CUUGAAUUUAAAAAAAAAAAAAGAUUCGGAAUAAUUUCGUUUGAGGUUGAUGUUGAGGUUAAAUGAAUCGACCAUCUAAAAGUGCUGAGGUAGUUGCCGAAGGAAACGAAAAUGAGCCAUCAACUUCAUGUGUUGUACAAGACAAGUUUGUUCGGUCCUAUACAUACAGCAGUUGGAAAAGGUUACGUGAUGUUUGUCGUGCAUUGCAAGAAACGCAGGAAAUAGCUGUGCUCCAACGGGAAAAAUUAGAUGUAUUGUUGGCAAAUGAGGAGGAAUAUCGUGAGCUGGCUGAGCGAGUGCGGUGCGAACAAGUUGAAUUGCAAGCAUUACGAGAUUAUGUGGAGAGACAGAAGUGUCGUGUAAUGACGUGUCGUAUGAAAUUGAUUCAUUUUAAUGACGAAAAGUUCCAGAAAGAUAUGAUGACUAGUAAACGAUCAAGCGAAGUUAUAAAGAUGCAAGAAGAUUUGCUAAAGCGAAAAGCAGCACUUUCUUUGGCAAAAGAUAAUUUACUCUUAAUCGCUUCACAUUUGGCAUGGCGUCGAAGAAAGAUGGUUGAAGAUCUAAUGCAUAUUUAUGUCAUCAAUUUAAAUACAUCACCAGAAGCGCGUUUAAUGCCUUCAUCGUGUGCUUGCCGUUCAAUAGCCUGUAUUACUGGUCUUCAUCUUCCAGAUACUUUAUCUUUUCUUGGACAUUCCGAUAUAGAAGUAAGUGCCGCUACAGGAUAUGUUGUUCAAGUCUUGUCCUUACUUUCACGAAUAUACAAUUUUCCGUAUCAAUACAGCAUGUUUUUCUUUGGCUCAAAAUCAACAAUAAAAGAUCCAAUACUUGAGGAGAGAUAUCCUCUUUAUGGUAUGACACGGAAUCGUGAAAAAUUUGAAGAAGGCAUGUCGUUGUUAAAUAAAAAUAUAUCACAACUUCGUUGGUCAUUUGGUAUAACUACGAAAGGAGUGGGGAGAACUUUGUUUAAUUUGCAAGAUUUAUUGCUUCAUAUUGUUAGCAAAAGACAAGAUACUUCCACGGAUUCAACCUUUCAAAGGCCAUCAGUUAGCUUCCGAAGUGUUGGAAAUGUGGAUAAGACUUUGCAUAAAUGUACAAAGCCAAACCAUGAGUUUAAUCAAGGAAGCAAACCAUCGGAAAUGGAUCCUCCAAGCAUUUGCAGUUGUUAAAUUUGCGUCAUUAUCUUUAGGUACUCUUUUUUUUUCAUUGCAUAUAAAUACUGUUCACAAUAAUUUGAUGAUAGAUUUGAAGCUGAAGAGAACUUUCUCGCGUUAUUUGUUGUAAAGCCAUAUGGAAAAUGUUUGCAGACAGGCAAGUACUGCAUCAACGAAGUCCGCAUUACUGUUUGACUCAUUUUCUUUUUUUACUACAUUAACACUGGUUCUGCCACAAAGUAGUGAAAAUGACGAAGUGGAAAAAAAGAAAGGGAAAAACAUGAAUAGUAAUGGCAUCACAUCAAGUUAAUUUCUUGUAUUCUUUACCACUGCAAUUGCUGAAUCUUUUUCAUUUUUUUUCCGAUAAUUCAUCUCAACCUACGCGG